This is a messenger RNA of Gambusia affinis (western mosquitofish), 1835 nucleotides long. It is a transcript of the gene pofut4, whose product is annotated as fucosyltransferase 11 (alpha (1,3) fucosyltransferase). Gene Ontology annotation, molecular function: alpha-(1->3)-fucosyltransferase activity. The record is from RefSeq and is a predicted model, not a curated record. The transcript is spliced from 5 exons. Gene Ontology annotation, cellular component: Golgi membrane. Lineage: Eukaryota; Metazoa; Chordata; Actinopteri; Cyprinodontiformes; Poeciliidae. Bases 93 to 1586 code for a protein of 497 amino acids.
GUGGCGACAGAGGAGGGUAACAUUUGAAGCGACGAGGAAGAGUCUGUUGUUACUGAUGUUGGCGAGUAAACCGUUAGGAGCGUUCAUCAGUGAUGGCAGGUAGGAGGAGGCUGCUGCCCUGCGUGGGUCUGGGGCUCCUCGCUGUCCUCUGCUGGGUGUGGGUCUCCUUCGCCUCUCUCUCUGGAGACCAGCUCCACCUGGACGUAUUGGAUGUGCCAGACCGAGGAGCCUUUCAGCCACAGAGCGCUUUAUCGGACAUGGAGUUUGCGUCGGUCGCCUCCUACAGAGGACCGGGGAACAGUGACCGCCGCAGCAAAAGGGAGCUGCCCAUUCUCCUGUGGUGGAGCGGGGGACUUUUCCCACAUUUCCCCGGUGACACUGAACGCAUCGACUGCGCCACGUCCUCCUGCUUGGUGACGAGCAAUCGUAAGGUCCAGCUGUACAAGAGGACAGCAUCCAUCAUCUUUUACGGGACAGACUUCAGGGCAUACGAGGCUCCACUUCCUCGCCUGCGCCACCAGACCUGGGCACUUUUCCACGAGGAGUCACCAAUGAACAACUACAUCCUCUCUCACGGACCUGGAAUCCGGCUGUUUAAUUACACGGCCACGUUUCGCAGGGAGUCAGACUACCCCCUGACCCUGCAGUGGCUGCCCUCGCUGGAGUACCUGCUGGAGCCUGUGGCUGUGUCUCUGGAGGAGAAGAACCGCCUCAGGAGGGAGGGCUUGGCUCCAGUUCUUUACAUGCAGUCUCACUGUGACGUGCCGUCAGACAGAGACCGAUACGUUCACGAACUCAUGAAGUACAUCGAGGUGGACUCUUAUGGGAAAUGCUUGAACAACAGGCCCCUACCGGAACACCUGGAGGACACGGCCACCGCUACUGGCGAGGAACCUGGAUUCAUGAAUUUCGUCGCACGCUACAAGUUCCACCUGGCGCUGGAGAAUGGCGUGUGUCCAGAUUACAUGACGGAGAAGCUGUGGCGGCCCCUCCAUCAGGGCUGCGUGCCCGUCUACCGAGGCUCCCCGGUGGUGGCUGACUGGAUGCCCAACGACCACUCUGUCGUAAUUAUAGAUAGCUUUCCCUCUCCCAAAGCUCUCGCUGGCUUUCUCAAGCGUCUGGAUGAGAACGACGAUGAAUACGUUAAAUAUUUAGAGUUCAAGGACCCCAGAAGGAUUACGAACACUCGCUUGCUGGAGGGCUUGGACUCGCGUGAGUGGGGAGUUAACGACAUGAGCAAGCCGAACUACUUAAAUGGAUUUGAAUGUUAUGUUUGUGACCAGGAGAAUGCCCGAUUGGCUGCAGAGAGGGCAUAUAGGAAAGCCCCCCAAAAAACCCAACCUCCUCAGCGUAAAAUGGCCAGCAACUCCCACAUGGGCUGCCCACUGCCCGGCCCAGGGUACGGAGACGUCAAAGACCUGCCUGCAGAUGACGGAUGGUUGCAAAUAUGGCCGCAGGAUUACUGGCAGAGCCUCGACCAGGCCGAGGGGCUGGAGUCCCUGAUAAGACACAACGAGUCGGACCCCUCUCUGCUAUGGAAGCACAUCCAAAACAUAGCUGUGAGCAGAGCCAGAGGGAAACACUGACACAGGCUCGGAAACAAACGGAGCGUGGCGCCCGUCCAGCUCUGCAGGGGGGCCCAUAUUACGAGUCCCCUCUGUUUAAAUGACGGAUUGACUCGUGUUUACACAACUGAGCCAGAAAACCCUUAUAUUUGUGGAUUAUGGCGUCUUACAAAAGUAUCCCAACCCCUGGAGCUUGUUCACAUUUUGUGACAUUCACAACCAAAACCUGAGUGUGUAUUAUCAGGAUUUCAUGUGAAGUUUUUUUUUUUU